AUGGGGUACAUACGCAAUCGGGACCUCAUAGCGGAGGACGAAGCCAAUCGAGCUCGCAUCGAUGAAGCCGCGCGUCGUCGAGAGGGAGACGGAGGGAGCGCGUCGAUGCGCGCGCACGGAUCCGAGGGAGAUCCCUGGGCAGAGUACGCGGCCGAUGUCGAGAGGGAGAUCUUCAACAAUCGCUCCGCCGCUCAAAAGCGACGGAGAGCCAGGGAAGCGGCUUUGGGCAGCCCACCGAUGAUGCGCCGACGCAGGAAACGUGGCGCGGUUGACGGCGGCGAAGACGCGACUGCGACGGCCGCGAUCGAACACGACAACCAUGUCGAUGAUAUCGCGAGCGAUGAUGAGGGUGACGCCGCCGGUUGGAACGCACGUCUCCCCGAGCUCCUCUCGGGCGUUCUCAGGCAGGCGGUUGCGUUCGAGGGCUGGCGCGCGAAAAAGGAGCAGCAGCGAUUGCAGCGAUUCGCGAGCCCUGAUGUAGUGCAUACAUUUAAGGCGAUGCUAUGGUCGGCUGUGCAGCGGCCGUUCGGUGACGACGCGGACGCGUGCUGCCCGGGUCAAGCGACGCGAGCUAGCGAUGGCGAAGAUUCGAUUCGUGCGCAACGACAUGGGCGCGAUGCCGUCGAGUUUGUCGACGAGCCCGCGGGCGACGGCGAUGAUAUAUUUUGCAUCGUCUGCAGCGACGACGUCGUGCGCGCAUCUGGCCCCCAACGCCUGUUCGGGCGAAUGGUUUGCCCGCACUGCGGUUUCGGCGUCUCGUACGAUCCCAUCGCGCUCGGUCUCUGGCCGACGGAGCCGCCCAACACACUGGAUCGGAUCGGGACGAGGUCAAAUAUUUUCGUACACCACGAGGUGCUGGCAAACGCGCUGAAGGAUCUCACAUCGACGACGAGCACCGCGAACGAGCGGACUCUAUCAAAGCACCUCGCGGACAGAAUCCGAGGCGGCGUGGCGCCGGAGGCUCCGCGAUCCGAAUCUGGAUAUCCUGACGCGGCGUUCACGGCCGAAAGAAUUCGACAGCUGCUCUUUCGGAGCGGCGUGUUCGAUGCGUACGCCCGAUCGCGCUUCCAGCUGAGUUCAAGCCGCGACGUGCGCGCGACGGUUCACCGAUCGAACGCUCCUUCAAGCACGCCCGGUGACGACGACGUUGAUACGGGUGCGACGCCCGACUCGAAUACGUCGACGAUUAAUAUCACAGCACCGCCGUCACGAGACCCCGCCGCGUCGUGUCCAGCGUGCGCGAGCGCGUCGUGGGGUGACGACACGAACGUGAAACGGCUUCUCAACGUUUGUGGCGAUGGGAAUGCCAAGGCCGUUCGCCUACGGGGGUCCGCGACUACGGAUUAUCACCGCGCACUCGGGACAACGGAUUGGGACGAAUUCGAAUACAUCCGCCCGUACGUCCCCGUUGAAGGGAUACCCGGCUGGGCGACGAUGUGCACGCCGUGUGAAACCGGUGACUGCCGCACCCAAAUCAAAUGCGCGGACAAACCGCGCGCGCCAGGGACCACGCGCGGAGCGCUUGGUAAGAUGGACGAGCGAUCGAUGCUGUUAUUCGUUUGUCAUCAUGGAUUUGUGUUGCGCGGCACGGCGCUCGUGAGCACGACGCACGAGCGAUUCGAUAUGUACGACGUCGCCCUCGCCGGGCUCGCUCGGUGGCGGAAUCUUGGCGACGUUCACAUUGACUUCGCGUGUCAGUACGGCGUCCACCUUCGUCGGCGCGUCGAAGCGCUCGUUGAACGAGACCAAAAUUCGUUCGCCGAUCUCCGCGAUCAGCUCGCUCAGGCGAGCGACGCCGACUGCGGGGGCGCUCGCCUGAUGGUACCGUACAUGCACGGCAGCUCCCAUGGGUACAGCUGCAAACAUAAGCACUGGGCCGUCUACAAGUCGGACUCAUGCCGCCGCGCGGGCGAGACGACGGAGCAUGUGUGGUCGCGAUUACGAUCGUCUUUCACGGGGCGUUUGCGGCUCAUGUCUAGCAUGCGACGGUCCCUCCUCCUCGAGCACAUCAUCCGCGGUCUCGAUUCCGAGCGAAAGAAAGAGUUCCCAUUGUCCUUCGCGAACACGGCACAUCGACUCCUUCGACGAGAUGGCGUGUUCGAUAACGAUGUCAAACUAUACUACGACGUGCUCCAGUUGCGGUCUCGUCAGUCGGGCGUGGGCAUAAGGGAAUUACACGCCACCGCGCGUCGUUUUCUCGAGCUCGCUCGGGCGAACCCAGACUGUGCCAGCGAGCCGCCUGAACCGAUCGAAGGACGCGUCGCGUGGCUGAGCCACGAAUACCACUUUGAGGGCUAUGAAGACAAAAAAAUGAAGAUGUGCCUGCAGAUACGCAAGCUACAGUCACAACACGGACUCGGCGAGAGCGGCCCGUGGUCUCGAAAUAACGAAGAAUACUUGCCUGGAAUUGAGGCACACUGGCGGUUCGAGUCCGCGCGACGUCGUGCGAGCGUCGUUGAUGCUUGGCUCGAUCGCUGCGAAAUCCGCCGACAAUUACGUGAUCGCAGCAUGCGCGACUCGGAAUACACGGAGCUGAAGUCCCGGGAAAUCACGCUCUCUACUCAUGUCAGUGUUGACAUGAAGAAUUACAACUACGCUGUUGAGCAGCUCAACGUCGCGCGCCGGUGUAUGAACAUGCCGGCCGAGGUGGAUCCAGCAUUUCAGCCGUUGACGGAGCAGAUCGUCGACGCGUGGGACGAAACCGGUCCCGAAAACGAUCCAUUCACUGGAGUGAACGGUUUGGCGCGCGUGGAGCUCACAGAGGCAGAUGGUACCACCACCACUGUUCGGCUCUCUCUUGCAUCGCUCCGGCGACUGGCACACCUCGGCGCGUACGUCGCCAGGGACGCCGAGGAUGUCAAUCGCCUCCGUGAGGAGGCCGACCGCGCGCUGUCGUUUUACGCGCGUGUCGAGCGAGAGGAGUCAUCCGAGCUAGAGAGUUCGCGCGCGCGCGCGCUCGGUGUGAAGCGCGCGAUCCUCGAUGGUGGUGGUGGCGACGACGGUGAUUUACAAGACGCGUUAUGGGCGGCGAUAUACGCGGCGCGCGCGGCGGAGGUGAAGCGUGACGCGGCGGCGGCGCGGUUGGAGAGAUUGGGCGAUUGCGCAAAGCCGCUGCUACGUUCGCUCGUUUUGAAGCCCACUUGUCUCUUACUGAUUGAUUCGAUCACAGUGCCCCUGCUCGAGGUCGUAGGACCGGCGAACGCGGUGUUGUCUCGCCGAGACGACUCAUCGAUGAAGUCCCGACAGGAUGAUGCUGAGCUCAUGUUGAGUAAGUCGUCGACGAGACGUUCGAUGCGCGGUGUUGCCACGGCAAAUAGCCUAGUUGUUGUACUGUUUUACUCUAUGACGUGUUUUGAUGUGAUUUGGUUGCGCGGCCGCCGCUCUGUGAGUGUUCAUAAAAGUGUCGUCUUUAUCGUAGAGGCCACAGAGGUAGGAUGCGAGACAAAAGCGUCCAGGCCAGUCGCGUUCGACGUCGGGCUCGCGUUUUCGUGCAUGGAAUGGUGUUUACACAUUACAUACGACCUCGGAGCCGCAUUUUGCGAGGCUUGGAAGGUAGUGCACAGCCACGGGAAACCGCCAGUCCUGGGAAGCAAAAUUUUCGACGUCGCGGCAAAGUCGCCGGGAAACGGGCCAAAUCGAUCCAUCAUAACAUUUUAUUACGCACCAAUGCGCCUUGAGGCAGUCUUCUCGCGUUUCCGUCGCCGGGCACGACCGAUUAGACUGGAAACCAACAUCGUAGACGUGUACGUUAACGAUGCACGUCUAAAAACAGUUUUUGUCAUCUGGUCGAUUUUGGACGCAAAAACGGCGCAGACGUACGUCAAUCCGUUUCAAACCACGAUGUGA
This is a messenger RNA of Ostreococcus tauri, 3846 nucleotides long. Its product is annotated as unnamed product. The record is from RefSeq and is a predicted model, not a curated record. NCBI's taxonomy places the organism in Eukaryota, Viridiplantae, Chlorophyta, Mamiellophyceae, Mamiellales, Bathycoccaceae. Bases 1 to 3846 code for a protein of 1281 amino acids. The transcript has 3 exons.